Molecule: messenger RNA, 3087 nt
Organism: Limanda limanda (common dab)
Lineage: Eukaryota; Metazoa; Chordata; Actinopteri; Pleuronectiformes; Pleuronectidae
Gene: tll1
Product: tolloid-like 1
Exons: 21
Coding region: 1-3087 (1028 amino acids)
Biological process (GO): proteolysis
Molecular function (GO): calcium ion binding; zinc ion binding; metalloendopeptidase activity
Source: RefSeq, a predicted model, not a curated record
AUGGAGCGUGUGCCCCGGGCACUGGCCGCGAAGAUGCGCUGGAUCAUGCUGCUGCUCGCCGGCUUGACUUUCUGGGGCAAAGUGUCGAUUUGUAACUGUUUCGACUACGAGGAGCCAGAGGUCGAGUUCUACGAGGAGGAGCGAGCGGAGAGCAUCGACUACAAGGACCCGUGUAAAGCCGCGGUUUUCUGGGGCGACAUCGCUCUGGACGAGGAGGAUCUGCGGAUGUUCCAGAUCGACAGGACGAUAGACCUCACGCAGCACACACACAUGCACACACACUCCCGGCAGGGCCACACGUCUGGCGGCCUGGAGGAACAUGAAAACCCAAAGAAGAGAGGCUCGUUAUACCUGCUGUUGGACAGAAUACGUAGAUUUGGUUUCGAUUAUCUCCCCAAGAACGUCAGCAAGGGAGCUGCCGGUCCCAAGAGCCAAACUGGGAAAGGUGGGAGGACUGGGAGCUCGGGGAAGAGCCGGACCCCUCGAGCGGCCACGUCUCGAGCCGAGAGGAUUUGGCCCGGAGGAGUCAUCCCCUACGUCAUAGGAGGAAACUUCACUGGCAGCCAGAGGGCCAUGUUCAAACAGGCCAUGCGUCACUGGGAGAAACAGACGUGCGUAACUUUCAUUGAGAAGACAGAUGAGGAAAGCUACAUCGUGUUCACCUACAGACCCUGUGGGUGUUGUUCCUAUGUGGGUCGUCGUGGCAACGGGCCCCAGGCUAUCUCCAUAGGCAAGAACUGUGACAAGUUUGGCAUCGUGGUGCACGAGCUGGGCCACGUCAUCGGCUUCUGGCACGAGCACACGCGGCCCGACCGCGACGAUCACGUGACCAUCAUCCGGGACAACAUCCAACCAGGCCAAGAGUAUAACUUCCUCAAGAUGGAGCCAGGGGAGGUGAACUCCCUCGGAGAGCCAUAUGAUUUUGAUAGCAUCAUGCACUACGCUCGGAACACCUUCUCACGGGGGAUGUUCCUGGACACCAUCCUCCCGUCCCGAGAUGAAAACGGCGUGCGGCCUGCUAUCGGCCAGCGGACCAGGCUCAGUAAAGGAGACAUUGCACAGGCAAGGAAGCUGUAUAGAUGUCCAGCAUGCGGCGAGACGCUUCAAGAGUCAACGGGCAACUUCUCGUCUCCUGGUUACCCGAACGGAUACCCUUCAUACACGCACUGUGUGUGGAGAAUAUCUGUUACACCUGGAGAAAAGAUCGUUCUGAACUUCACCACCAUGGACCUGUACAAGAGCAGCCUGUGCUGGUACGACUACAUCGAGGUCCGGGACGGAUACUGGAGGAAAGCUCCGCUGCUCGGCAGGUUCUGUGGAGAUAAAGUUCCUGACGUCUUGAUUUCCACCGACAGCAGAAUGUGGAUUGAGUUCCGCAGCAGCAGCAACUGGGUGGGAAAGGGCUUUGCUGCCGUUUAUGAAGCGAUCUGCGGGGGGGAGAUCACCAAGGACUCGGGACAGAUCCAGUCGCCCAACUACCCCGAUGACUACAGACCGUCCAAAGAGUGUGUGUGGAGGAUCACUGUCGCCGAGGGCUACAACGUCGGGCUCAGCUUCCAGGCCUUCGAGAUCGAGAGGCACGACAGCUGCGCCUACGACUACCUGGAGGUCCGGGACGGCCCCCUGGAGACCAGCCCUCUGAUUGGUCGCUUCUGCGGCUACGACAAACCCGAGGACGUGCGCUCCACGUCCCACACGCUGUGGAUGAAGUUCGUCUCAGACGGGACGGUCAACAAGGCCGGCUUUGCUGCUAACUUUUUCAAAGAGGAGGACGAGUGUUCCAAGCCAGACAAUGGCGGCUGUGAACAGAGGUGUGUAAACACUCUCGGCAGCUUCAAGUGCGCCUGUGACCCCGGCUAUGAACUGGCUCCUGACAAGAAGAGCUGUGAAGCGGCGUGUGGCGGCCUUCUCUCCAAGCUCAACGGCACCAUCACCACCCCCGGUUGGCCUAAAGAGUAUCCGCCCAACAAGAACUGCGUGUGGCAGGUGAUCGCUCCCAACCAGUACCGCAUCUCCAUGCAGUUCGAGGCCUUCGAGCUGGAAGGGAACGAGGUGUGUAAAUACGACUACGUGGAGGUGCGGAGCGGCCUCUCCUCCGACUCCAAGCUGCACGGGAAGUACUGUGGCACCGAGGUCCCCGAGGUCAUCACCUCCCAGUACAACAACAUGAGGAUCGAGUUCAAGUCCGACAACACGGUGUCCAAGAAAGGGUUCAAGGCCCACUUCUUCUCAGACAAGGAUGAGUGCAGCAAGGACAACGGCGGCUGCCAGCACGAGUGCAUCAACACCGUGGGCUCGUACGUGUGUCAGUGUCGCCACGGCUUUGUGCUGCAUGAGAACAAACACGACUGUAAGGAAGCUGAGUGUGAGCAUAAGAUCCACAGCCCCAGUGGGACCCUGAGCAGCCCCAACUGGCCAGACAAGUACCCCAGCCGCAAGGAGUGCACCUGGGACAUCACGGCCACGCCGGGCCACCGGGUCAAGAUCAGCUUCAGUGAGUUCGAGAUCGAGCAGCAUCAGGAGUGUGCGUACGACCACCUGGAGGCCUUCGAUGGGGACACCGACACGGCCGCCAUCUUGGGUCGCCUGUGCGGCAGCAAGGUCCCGGAGCCGCUGGUCUCCACCGGCAACAAGAUGUACCUGCGCUUCAUCUCCGACGCCUCGGUGCAACGCAAGGGCUUCCAAGCUACACACUCCACAGAGUGCGGAGGUCGUCUGAAAGCAGACGUCCGGCAGAAGAACCUUUACUCUCACUCCCAGUUCGGAGACAACAACUACCCCGGUCACACGGACUGUGAGUGGCUGCUGACGGCGGAGCAGGGCUACGGCAUCGAGCUCAGCUUCAUCACCUUCGAGGUGGAGGAGGAGGCCGACUGUGGCUACGACUACAUCGAGCUGUACAACGGCUACGACGCCAACUCCCAUCGACUCGGACGCUUCUGUGGCUCAGGGCCCAGGGAGGGGAUCUACUCGCCCGGAGACGCCAUGCUGAUCCGUUUCCACAGCGACGACACCAUCAGCAAGAAGGGCUUCCACAUCCGCUACACCAGCACCAAGUUCCAGGAGAGCCUCCACACCAGGAAGUGA